AUGUAUUUGGGCAUAUUUCCCCAAAAGAAAUCUUAUCAAUAUUGCAAGAUUUGGACAUUGGACUAACAAGCAAUUGGAGUAAAAACAAUAUUAAACAUUUUCACGAUAAACUUUUAACGAGGUCUUGUUAUUAUAUCCAAAUUUUGAAGGACAAAGAAACGUUAAUAUGCAAAAUAACGGUAGUCUAAAAGGUAAGACCUUAUUUAUAACCGGCGCUUCCAGGGGAAUUGGUUUGGCUAUAGCGGUAAAAGCUGCUCGUGAUGGUGCCAAUGUUGUAAUAGCUGCUAAAACUGCUGAUCCUCAUCCAAAACUGGCAGGAACUAUUUAUACAGCAGCUGAAGAAAUUGAAAAGGCUGGUGGAAAAGCUUUAGCUUGUAUUGUAGAUGUGCGUAAUGAAGAGCAAGUGAGAAAUGCCGUUAAAGCUGCUGUGGAUAAAUUUGGUGGCAUUGAUAUUUUAAUAAACAAUGCUAGUGCCAUUUCAUUAACUGGUACUCUGGAUACAGAAAUGAAACGUUAUGAUCUUAUGCAUAAUAUAAAUACCCGGGGAACCUUCUUAGUAUCCAAGGAAUGUUUACCGUAUCUAUUGAAAAGUAAACACGGACAUAUUCUGAACAUUUCACCACCCUUAAGCAUGAAACCUAUGUGGUUUAGUAAUCAUGUUGCCUAUACUAUCGCUAAAUAUGGCAUGUCUAUGUGUGUUUUGGGUAUGGCUGAAGAGUUCAAAGAUCAAAAUGUUGUCGUCAAUGCUCUAUGGCCUCAAACUGCUAUACACACAGCAGCAAUUGAAAUGCUUAAUGGUCCGGAUAGUUCUAAAUAUGCACGUAAACCUGAUAUAAUGGCUGAUGCUGCCUAUGCUAUAUUGUCUAAAGCAUCAACUCAGUCUGCUACCGGUCAAUUUUAUAUCGAUGAAGAGGUUUUGCUUAAGGAAGGUAUUCGUGAUUUCAAACAAUAUGCCUGUGAUCCAGCAAAUGCUGAUAAUUUGCAACAAGAUUUCUUUUUAGAUAAUGUUGUAUCAAAGUUGUAAAUAGUUUUUAGAUAAUUUUUAUUUAAUAUUUAGAAUGUAUUGUUGCAUUUUUGCAUAAAUUGUAUUGUUGUUAGCAGUGCUUAAUACAGGCGUGAAUAAAAGCAUUUUUUUAAUUUGGAAAA
Lucilia cuprina (Australian sheep blowfly) is the source of this 1146-nucleotide messenger RNA. RefSeq names its product hydroxysteroid dehydrogenase-like protein 2. Gene Ontology annotation, cellular component: mitochondrion. The transcript has 3 exons. NCBI's taxonomy places the organism in Eukaryota, Metazoa, Arthropoda, Insecta, Diptera, Calliphoridae. The record is from RefSeq and is a predicted model, not a curated record. Bases 167 to 1024 code for a protein of 285 amino acids.